Dama dama (fallow deer) is the source of this 1698-nucleotide messenger RNA. RefSeq names its product tubulin beta class I (gene TUBB). Bases 184 to 1518 code for a protein of 444 amino acids. Gene Ontology annotation, molecular function: GTP binding; GTPase activity; structural constituent of cytoskeleton. The record is from RefSeq and is a predicted model, not a curated record. Lineage: Eukaryota; Metazoa; Chordata; Mammalia; Artiodactyla; Cervidae. Gene Ontology annotation, cellular component: microtubule; cytoplasm. Gene Ontology annotation, biological process: mitotic cell cycle; microtubule cytoskeleton organization. The transcript has 4 exons.
CCCCUCUCCUUUCUCCCUCUCAGAACCUUCCUGCCGCCGCGUUCGGACCGCGCUGCUUCAGCCUCCGGGUCCAGUUCCAUCUUUCCGCCCUGCGACCAGCAGCAGAGAAAAACUAAUUCCAUAUCAUUUUUUUGCCCCGUACACACUUUGAGGCGAGCAAAAAGAUUUGAAUAAAUUUUAACAAUGAGGGAAAUCGUGCACAUCCAGGCCGGUCAGUGUGGCAAUCAGAUCGGUGCCAAGUUCUGGGAGGUGAUCAGUGAUGAACAUGGCAUCGACCCCACGGGCACCUAUCAUGGGGACAGCGACCUACAGCUGGACCGCAUUUCCGUGUACUACAAUGAAGCCACAGGUGGCAAAUAUGUUCCUCGUGCUAUUUUGGUGGAUCUAGAACCCGGAACCAUGGACUCUGUUCGCUCAGGUCCUUUUGGUCAGAUCUUCAGACCAGACAACUUUGUUUUUGGUCAGUCCGGGGCAGGCAACAACUGGGCCAAGGGCCACUAUACAGAGGGGGCCGAGCUGGUUGACUCGGUCCUGGAUGUGGUUCGGAAGGAGGCCGAGAGCUGUGACUGCCUGCAGGGCUUCCAGCUGACCCACUCGCUGGGUGGGGGCACUGGUUCCGGAAUGGGCACCUUGCUCAUCAGCAAGAUCCGUGAAGAGUAUCCUGACCGCAUCAUGAACACCUUCAGCGUGGUGCCCUCACCCAAAGUGUCCGACACUGUGGUUGAGCCCUACAACGCCACCCUCUCCGUCCAUCAGCUGGUGGAGAACACUGAUGAAACCUACUGCAUUGACAACGAGGCCCUUUACGACAUCUGUUUCCGCACCCUCAAGCUGACCACACCAACCUAUGGAGACCUGAACCACCUCGUCUCGGCCACCAUGAGCGGUGUCACCACCUGCCUCCGCUUCCCUGGCCAGCUCAAUGCUGACCUCCGCAAGCUGGCAGUCAACAUGGUGCCCUUCCCACGUCUCCACUUCUUCAUGCCUGGCUUUGCCCCCCUAACCAGCCGUGGCAGCCAGCAGUAUCGGGCCCUCACAGUGCCUGAGCUCACCCAGCAGGUCUUCGAUGCCAAGAACAUGAUGGCUGCCUGUGACCCCCGCCAUGGCCGGUACCUCACCGUGGCAGCUGUGUUCCGUGGGCGGAUGUCCAUGAAGGAGGUGGAUGAGCAGAUGCUCAACGUGCAGAACAAGAACAGCAGCUACUUCGUGGAAUGGAUCCCUAACAACGUCAAGACAGCUGUUUGCGACAUCCCACCCCGUGGUCUCAAGAUGGCAGUCACCUUCAUUGGCAACAGCACAGCCAUCCAGGAGCUGUUCAAGCGCAUCUCGGAGCAGUUCACUGCCAUGUUCCGCCGGAAGGCCUUCCUCCACUGGUACACAGGUGAGGGCAUGGACGAGAUGGAGUUCACCGAGGCAGAGAGCAACAUGAACGACCUCGUCUCCGAGUACCAGCAGUACCAGGAUGCCACCGCAGAAGAGGAAGAGGAUUUCGGUGAGGAGGCCGAAGAGGAGGCCUAAGGCCAAGUCCCUGUCACCUUAGGCUUCUCAAUCCCCUCAGCCUUCUUCCUCAACGACCCCUUUCCUCUCCCUCAGAAUUUGCAUUUUCUGCCUCUAUCUUGUUUUUUCUUUUUUGGGGGGGAUUCUAGAACAGUGCCUGGCACAUAAUAGGCGCUCAAUAAAUAUUUGUUGUUUGUUGAA